AUAAUAAAUAUGACUACCAGAGCUGUUAAAAUAAUCCACGAAGAUGAGAUCAGGAAACUCAAGGAUGUCAGUACUUACCAAUCCUUGACUGAGAUAAUUACGAACAAACUUGUUAUUGAGCUAGAACACUAUAACCUUACUUAUUAUGAUGAAGACGGUGAUACUAUUACUAUCUCUAAUGAAGAUGACUUUGAUGAAUGCAUGAAUGUUUUUAUGCCAAAAGUACCAAAGAUUUUCCUCAAGCCAAAAGAGGCAGAGGACCAUGAAGAAGCAAAGCUUGAGGAUCAUUUCCCGGACAUUGCUCUUACUGUCAGUACUUGUGAGAGACCAGGAUCUUUCGCAAGAGAUAGUUCACCGAAUGCAGAAGAAUUUGGAAUCAUAGAAGACCAAAAGAAUGAAGAAAACUCAGAGGUAAGAUACGAAGUCAAGGAUUACCACCCAAUUGAGGAGUAUGUAGAACAACAAGAAUCUGAAAAAGAGAAAGAAUCAGAACAUUCUGAGGCUGGGAUUCAGACAGAAGAAGACAAAGUUAUAGAAUCUGACGAAAAAUCGACUUGAAUGGAAAUUAGCGAAAUGCCAAUUAUAGAUAGCUCUGUCCAAACACAGUCUAUUGACAAUGUUGAAGCUGGAACUGAUGCUGAAUUACCAGUUGAAUGAGCUGAUCAGAAUAUUAACACUGAAGAACUAAGCACUGAGGAUAAAGCUAAUCAGAAUGAAAUAAUGAUUGCCGAGUCUGGCAACGACCCUAUUGAGAUACAGGUCGUCAACCAAGAAAUAAAUACCAAUCUCGUUGGAGAUCAAAAAUCUGAGGAAAAGUCAGAACACAUUGAAGCUAUCUCAGAAGAAGACAUUAACAAUAUUCUAGCUAAUGCUGUGAAGGCUCAGAUGGAAGAGCUAACUCCUAUUCUUAUGCAAGAAUGCAAAAAGUACCUACUUUCACACAGCCAGAACGAAGGGGAUCUAAUGAAGAUUGGUCAAAUUCCUUCUAAUGCUAAAUGUUUUUCUUGAGAUAGUGAUAACUGUGUGGAAGCUAGAUAUUUCUGUAAUAGUUGUGCUGAUGAGACUUCUAGUCAGAAGCAUAUGCUCGAGUCUAAAAUUAGAGAAUCUAUCCAAGAGAAUUUCGUAAGUUGAGUCAAUAAAUCAAUUCAUUCUCAAUCUUCCUGUACUAAGGAAUUUAAAUCAAUUCAAGGAAAAUCCUGCUCUAGUGAAUCUGUUAAAAGCGGGAAGCCUUCUCUAAGAUCAAAAUCUGCUAGUUCUCACUACAUUAAGAGCAAAAGAUCAGAUGUAAGUGGGACUGAGGGACAUAAAAAUGAAUCUAAUAGAAGCUCGACUGUAAAGAGAUCCAAAAGCUGUGCCUCAUCAGCAAGUGGAAAUACAAAGUCUUUCCACAGAUCAGGUUCUCACAAAUCCUCCGAACAUAAGAAGCCAACUCUUUCUGAAAGACUCUGCUCUUGCUGCACAUCUGAGCGGGAAAGAAUUCUCCAAGAAGAAGAACUAAAUAAGAUGAACUCUGAAGAAGAUAAAUCUCAAGGAGAAGACCCUGUGAUCUUGGAGGAAGAAGUCCCAGUAGAGCAGGUGCAAGAGUUCCCAGAGAUGGUGAAGAGAUCAGUCUUGAUGGAGUACAAACCUUUUGAAGAUGACUAUAUACAUAAGUUGAAGGUUAAGUGGCUAAGUCCUAUAGAUGUUACUCAUACAAUUGAUAGAGACACAGAGUCUUUUAAUGUUGAGUUUGAAGCAAUAAAUCCUGAUGCAGAAUAUAAUACCAGAUGGCCUAUCUAUUCUACUUUGGUCAUUGCUAAUUCUAAUGGAGGCGAACUAGAGAAAUGUACUUCGACAAUUAAGGAAAUUAGACCAGGAGUAAAAGCUAAAUUCUUAGCAAAAAUAAAAACACCAAAGAUUAAGAAAUUCGAAAUCUACCAGUUCCAGAUUGUUGAUGAAUUUGGAAGAGCAUUUGGAGAACCGAAACCAGUGAGAAUCGAAAUCUCAGAUGAAAACAUCAUUGACCUUACCGAAGAAUUUCAGGAGCCUAUUGAGGUGGAACCUCCUGUAGAACCUCAACAUCUUGCAGACAAGCUAUACCCUGAAGAGCAAAAUAGAAUCAGCGAGAUGGGAGUCGAAAUAAACGAUGCUGUUAAAGAUAAGCUUCUACAAGUGAAAGGAAGACUAGAUCUUUUCUUUGAAGCGUUCCAAUUCUAAAUCCCAUAUUUCAUAUUAGUUAAUCGAUACAACUAUAUUCUGUCAUAU
Moneuplotes crassus is the source of this 2244-nucleotide messenger RNA. Lineage: Eukaryota; Ciliophora; Spirotrichea; Euplotida; Euplotidae. The record is from the annotation of a GenBank genome assembly.